Molecule: messenger RNA, 10446 nt
Organism: Closterium sp. Naga37s-1
Lineage: Eukaryota; Viridiplantae; Streptophyta; Zygnematophyceae; Desmidiales; Closteriaceae
Source: the annotation of a GenBank genome assembly
AUGGCUAAAGCAGUAUCGGUCCGAGCGGACAGAUCGUCAGAUGGCGGCGGAGGGACGGGAGUAAGCCAAGUCGAAUUCACGAAGACCUCUGCUGCAUUGCCGGCUGUAGCAGCAGCAGCCGCAGUAGUUUGUGUAACGGAGACAGGGGGAACGGUAGAUGCGGGCGAAGAAUCAGGAGUCGCAAAACGAGGCGCAGGCAGCGAAUGGAUAGCUGAAGUAGGCAGGGAAGGAACAGUUGUAGCAGGCAGUGAAGGGGCAGAUCCAGCCAGCAGUGAAAGGAGAGAUGUACGAGGCAGGGAAGGGGCAGCUGUAUCAGGCAGUGAAAGGGCAGCUGUAGCUGCAGUAGGGCCAUCGACGGGCAGCGACGGCACAGAUCCGAGCAGGCACACACCGUGCGACCAGGGUACCCGUCUCACGAGGUGUCGCGACGUAGCGAGGAAGUGGGAUUUUCGCAGCAACGACAGCAGCGGUAGAAGCACGUCACAGGGCUUAGAGAGUAAGGCUGGGAGGCAGCCGUGUAAGAGAAAGGGGGGGGAAGGAGGGAUGAGGGGAGGCGCAGGGCCAAAGCAGUCUGGGCAGGCGACUAGCACCAAAGCACCGGUUAGCACCAAAGCAUCGACUAUUAGCUUUAAGGCUCCCACGAGUAGCAACGCAGCGCCUAGCACCGCCAAGGCAGCGCCGCUCCUGGGUCGACCGUCAGGCCCCUCGCGCGUUCCCACCGUCUCCCUGCACGAGUGCCCUGUCUUCCACCCGUCGCCCGAGGAGUUCGCCGACCCCUUGCGAUUCAUCGCACGCGUUCGCCCGAUCGCAGAGCCGUGCGGCAUGUGUCGCAUAGUCCCCCCGCCCGGCUGGGACCCGCCGUUCGCGCUGGACCGCGCCAAGUUCCGCUUCCGUACCAAGGUGCAGGCGCUCCACCAGCUGCAGCGCCGCCCCGCGCCCGCCGACCCCGCCACCUUUGCGCUCGACUACCUCCGCUUCCUCGCGGAUCUCCGCCUUGCGCACCCGCCGGCGCUGCAGCGCGCUCUUGCGCGCGCGGGGAUGGGAGCGGGGAAAAAGGGGGUUUCUGCGGAGGAGAGGGCGGUGGUGGCGGCGGAAGCCAUGCGCGCGGGCGCGGUGGACAUCUGCGCGCUCUUCCACGCCGUGCAGCGGCGGGGGGGGUUUGCGCGCGUGAGUGAGAGCAGGGCAUGGGGGGACGUGCUGCGGUCGGUGCUGCAGGGCGGGACGGGCGCGGGGGAAGGGGAAGGGCCGGGGAAGCGGACGAGCAUGGACGCGGGGGGGCUGAAGGCGGUGUACCGGCGGUGGCGGCUGGACGACCUGGAGGCGUGGAGAGAGGCGGGCGCGGGCAGGGCGCAGGCGGACGAUGGGCGCAACGAGGCGCACGGGGAGACUGGGCCUGCCGCCGAUGGGAAACGAAAACGACAGGAAAAGGAGGCGGAGGGGGAAAGAGGCAGCAAGUCACAGAAACGGAGCGAUGGCAGCAGCAGCGGUGAGCUGAGUGCGGGUGAGGGUGGCGGGAGAUCCAGCAGCCAUUGGCGCGCAGCGAAGGCCGUGAGGUACCGGCAAGGCGAGACAGGAGGGGAGGAGGGGGAGGGGGAAGGGGAGGGCGAUGGGAAGGGCGAAGGGGGGGAGUCAGAGGGCGCUGAUGGCUCCGACUCGGACAGUGAGGACGCGGCAGCGGAUGCGGUGUGUGAGAGGUGCAGAGGAGGGGGGCAUGAGGACCAGAUGCUGCUGUGUGACCGCUGCGACCGCGGCUGGCACCUCUUCUGCCUCUCUCCACCGCUCUCCACCGUGCCGCCCGGCACGUGGUUCUGCCAGGACUGCGUGGCCCGCCCGCACGACACCUUUGGCUUCACGUCGGGCGGCAGCAUCUCCAUCGCCGCCCUGCAGCGCGCCGACCACACGCUGCGCGAGCGGCUCUUCGGCGCAAAACUGGGCGGCGCGCUGACGCCCGCGCAGCUGGAGGAAGCCUUUUGGCGGGUAGUGGACGGGGCCGCAGGCCCUGUGGAAACCCUCUAUGGCAGCGAUAUCGACACCGGCGCCUGUGGCAGCGGGUUCCCCAGGAGAGGCGAGCCUGUGCUGGCGCAUGCGGUGCAGAGCGGUGUGAGUGAGGCGCGGUGGCGGGAGUAUGCGGAGGCGCGGUGGAACGUGAACAACAUGGCACGCGAUGCGGCGUCGGUGCUGCGGUAUGUGGAGGACGCGAUCCCGGGGGUGAUCGUGCCAUGGCUGUACAUGGGCAUGACAAUGUCCGCCUUCUGCUGGCACUUCGAAGACCACUGCUUCUACUCCAUCAACUACCUCCACUGGUACGCGCCUUCCCUCAUGGGCUUCUUAUCCUCUUUCACUGUGACCUCCCUUCCCACUCUCCCCUCCUUUUCCCUGCUGUCGCCUUGUGGCUGCUGCGUGGGCUUCUGUGGUGGCGGCAGGGGCGAGCCGAAGCUGUGGUACGGCGUGCCGGGGUAUGCAGCAGAGGCCUUCGAGCAGGUGAUGCGGUCGGCCUUCCCAGACCUCUUUGAGGCGCAGCCGGACCUGCUGUUCCAGCUGGUUACCAUGUUACACCCCAUGGCACUGCAGCGAGCGGGAGUGCCCAUCUUCCGCACCGUGCAGGCCGCGCGCGAGUUUGUCGUCACCUUCCCGCGCUCCUACCAUGCCGGGUUCAACCAAGGGGUGAACUGCGCGGAGGCGGUGAACUUGGCGCCGUGCGACUGGCUGCCGUGGGGCGCCCUCAGUGUGGAGCGCUACCGGCUGUUCCGCCGCAAGUCCAUCAUCUCACACGAGGAGAUGCUGUGUGUGCUGCUGCUGAACCAGCAGCGGGGGCUGCUAGCUGGGGAGAGGCAGGUGGCGGGGGCGGAGGUGCGGAGGGUGGUGGAGGGGGAGAGGCGGGCAAGGGAUGCGGUGUGGGCGCAGGGCACAGUGAGGAGCGCACGCAUGGCGCCCCAUGCGCGCCCAGAUGCCAUCACAGAGGAGGAGGUACUGUUCAUGGCUCCUGAGAGGGAGUGCCUCAUCUGCCGCUACUACCUCUUCCUCUCCGCGGUUGUCUGCCCCUGCCGUCCGCGCGAUGCCGUGUGCCUGCAGCACGCGUGUCAGCUGUGCGACUGCCCGCCUGCGCGCCGCACGCUGCUGUACCGCUUCUCCCUCGCGGAGCUGGACGACCUGCUGGCCGGGGGGGACAACGGGACGGGCCACGCACAGGCCGAGGGGCGGCGCAAGGGGCAGGAUGAUGGGUGGGGCAAGGGGGCCAGUGAGAGUAGUGGAGAGGGGCAAGGGGGGGGGCGAGGGGGGAGUGGGGGAGAGGAGGGUGUGAAGGAGGGGCAGGGGAAAGCAGCAGAGGAGGAGGUGGUGGUGAAGAGCGAGUGCGGCACAGCAAUAGCGGGAGGGAGCAACAACAGCUCUGGCAGGCAUGCGGGGGAACAUGCGAGCAGCAGCGCCCCACGUGCGCCCAUCACGUACUCUCGCCGCGCCAGCGCUGCUGCUGUGGGCAGCCCGCCCGUGUGCGGGCUGACCAGCAUUGGCGUGAAGGUGCUCGCAGGGGGGUAUGGAGGGGGGAGGCCGGCAAGCAAGGAAGGGGAGGGCGGUGGGGAGCGAAGGGGGUGCGAGGGUGAGGGUGAGAGUUGCGCGAGAAGCAAGGAGUGUGCUGCUUGUGAGACGAGUGGCAGUGGUGGUGAUGCUGUUAAUAUUGCUGCAGGGCGUGACAGUGACACUGGUGCUGACCAUGCUGCGGAGAUGCCAUGCCGUGACAGCCGAGCAACUGCUGACGUGGACCAAUCAGCACAGCCUUCUUCUGGUGAGGCGGGCAUGCGUGAGGGGCGCGCGGAGGGGGGCCUUGAGAGCCAUGUUGGUGUGAUCGUGAAGCAAGAAGGGGUGGAGGGUGGGAGCUGUAGUGAUGGUGCAGUGGAGUCAGCAAGCAAGGGGAGAGUGGGGCAUGCGCUGAGCAAGGAAGGCGAAGGGGAAUCCGGAGGAAGGGAAGGAAACGGAGGAGAGGGAGACAUAGAAGGAGGGCAGUGCGAGAGAGAGAGCAGCGGUGUGAGGAGAAGCAGCCGACGAGCCGCCGCUGCUGCCGCUGCUGCAGCAGAAGCGGCAGCAGCAGCAGAAGCAGAAGAAGGUGGGGAGAGCGUUAAGAAGGAGCAGAUCAGCUAUGGUGCUGGCAUGGGGAGAGUGGGAGGGUGGGAGAAGAGGCAGGCAGGGAAAGGAGCAGCAGAGGGACUUGGGAGUGCAGAGGCGGAGAUGGCAGAGUGGAUGCGGGGCAGGGCUGUAGGAGGGAGCGGGGGAGGGGGGCACGGGGGCGAGAUGGUGCAGGCGGAGGAGUUUCUGGACAGGUGUCGGGCGGGCAGUGGCGGGGGUUGGGUGGCCCAGCAGCGGCGGGUGCGGGGGCGUAUGAUGACGCACGGCGAGUGGGCGGCGCAGUGGGCGUCACGUGGCAAGGUAGCACUGCGGUCGCCGCCCACAGUGGAGGCAGCGGUGGCUCUGGUGCACCAGGCGCAGGAGUUCCUGUGGGCGGGCCACGAGGUCGAUGCUGCGCGGCGAGUGCACGACAAGGCACUGGCAGCGCUCACAUGGGCGCACGAGGUGGCAGCGUGCUGCGGCCAAACGCUGCCCACUGCUGCUGCCGCGCCACCCCUUGUUGCCUGCUCCUCCAACCACCCGCUGCUGUCACUGCCGCCCUCCUCUUCACCCCCUGCUGCUGGGCCAAGCCACGCAGCACGAGGGGCGGGCAGCAGCGGCAGUGGUGGGGGCGGGAGGAGGAGAGGGCUGUGUGAGGUGCAGAGACUGCUGGAGGCGGCUGCCACUGACGUGCCCUGCAUUGAGCCGCACUAUAAGACGCUCAAGGUGUGUGCAUGGGUGCUGAUUGGUGCAGUUGCUGAGGGGCGUGGCACUCUGAGGUGCUGUACCGCGACGCCCUCGCCCUGGACCAGCGCAUUCGCCUCGCGCUGCAUGCCAAGCCGCCUCGUGAGGUGCGCCUCGCUGCUGUGCUGUGGAGUGGACUCCAUGGGCACAGAAGCCCCGUCCUCUUAUGUUUCUCACCUUGCCCACUGCUCCCGCUACUCUUGCUUGCGCCGCUCUGCUGCUCGGCUUACUAUGUCUGCUGCUCGGCUUACUAUGUCUGCUGCUGGGCUUACUAUGUCUGCUGCUCGGCUUACUAUGUCUGCUGCUCGGCUUACUAUGUCUGCUGCUCGGCUUACUAUGUCUGCUGCUCGGCUUACUAUGUCUGCUGCUUGGCUUACUAUGUCUGCUGCUCGGCUUACUAUGUCUGCUGCUCGGCUUACUAUGUCUGCUGCUCGGCUUACUAUGUCUGCUGCUCGGCUUACUAUGUCUGCUGCUCGGCUUACUAUGUCUGCUGCUCGGCUUACUAUGUCUGCUGCUCGGCUUACUAUGUCUGCUGCUCGGCUUACUAUGUCUGCUGCUUGGCUUACUAUGUCUGCUGCUCGGCUUACUAUGUCUGCUGCUUGGCUUACUAUGUCUGCUGCUCGGCUUACUAUGUCUGCUGCUCGGCUUACUAUGUCUGCUGCUUGGCUUACUAUGUCUGCUGCUCGGCUUACUAUGUCUGCUGCUCGGCUUACUAUGUCUGCUGCUCGGCUUACUAUGUCUGCUGCUUGGCUUACUAUGUCUGCUGCUUGGCUUACUAUGUCUGCUGCUCGGCUUACUAUGUCUGCUGCUUGGCUUACUAUGUCUGCUGCGACAUUUGAUUGCACAGUCGCGAAGGAGCUGCAGUCGCUGCAAGCAGAGGCGGCAGCAGGCACGAUGGACAUCCCUGCAGCCGCUAAACUCACAGACGCUCUCCUCGCCGCCCAGCACUGGGUGGAGGCGGUGCAGAGGGCAGUGCCGCGGGGGAAGCCGCCUCGAGCAGCGGCUCUUGCCGCUCUGCCCAAUCUGCACUCCCUCGCCAUGCUGCACUCCCAGGGCGAGCGCCUGAGGGUGCGCGUGGCGGAGCACGAGGUGCUGGCAUCGUUGCUGCUGGCCGCCAGGCACAUGGACGCGCGUGCUCAUGCACUGCUGCACUCCUCGCCCACCCUUCAGGACAUGGAAGCGCUGUUACAGGAGGCGAGGGGCGUGGCGGUGCGCCUGCCAGCGAUGGCGCAGCUGCAGGCCCGGCGGGACGAGGCACGGCGCUGGGGGGAGAGGGCUCGCGCGCUGCUGGCUGCGCUGGGGGGCAAGGAUGGGGGGAGGGGGAAGGAUGGGGGGAGGGGGAAGGAUGGGCGGGGAGGCAAGCAUGGACUGAAACAGUGGCAAAAGGAGGAGCAGGGUGAAGAGGAGGGGCAGGGGGGGCAUGGGUCAGUGCCAAGAGGAGCAAGUGUCGCAAGCAGCAAGCAUGAGGCUGACGGCUCUUCCCCGUUCAUCCCGUCUCCUGCUGCUGCUGCUCCUGCUACUCUCGCUCCUCCUGCCACCCCCCUGCCUGUUGCCCGCAGCACCACUGCUGCUGCUGCCUCUCCAGCAACCCCUCCCCCCACUGCUGCUGCCUGUUCUCUGGCUUCGGACCGCUCUGCACCCAUCCACACUCCUGCCACUGCUGAUGCCAUUGCCACUGCAGCCGCUGCCCCUCCUGCUGCCCCCUGCACUCCCUCCGUCCAAGCUACUCUGCUUGACACAUCACCUCCCGCCACUGUCACACCCGCCACUGUCACACCCAUCGCUAUCAUACCGCCCGCCAAAACACCCGCCAGUGUGACAACAGCGUCGGGCAGGCAGAGUGGGUGGAAGGAGGAGCUGGCAGCACUGGUGGAGGCGGGCACACACAUGCACGUCACUCGUGAGUGGCGGGGGGGGGUUGGUGGAGUGUGGGGUGGUCGCGGGGCGCGUGAAUGCUUGGGCGAGAUGGAGCAGGUGCAGCAGCAGCUGCAGCGAGUGCAGUGGGAGGAGGCGGCAGAGGGGGCGCUCAUGCGCCGCGCCUCACUGGACGAGCUGCUGGCACUGCAGACGCAGGGGGAGCGGCUGCCCACUGGCAGUGCAGUGGUGGCGCGCGUGCAAGCGGUGGUGGCGGCAGGCAGCAACUGGCAGGCCAGGGCGCAGAGGGCGCUGCAGGAGGGAUGCAGCCUGGAGGAGGGCGAGGCGAUGGGCAGCCGCCUCAUAUUCCAUGAAAAGGAACACCACACGUGUUCCUUUUCCCGCUGUUUCCCCCCUGCUCCUCCCUUGCUCCCUUUUGUCCCUCCCCCCCUUCCCCCCCACCCUCCCCCCUCCUUUCCUCCCCCUUCCCCCCUCCUUCCCCCCCUCUUCCCCCUUCCCACCCCCGCCCGUCGCCCGCACAGGGAGGCGGAGUCCAUGGCAGCAUCGCUGGCAGGCCAUGCUCACCUGAUGUCAGCGCUGGCAUCAGCAAGAGCAGCAGCAGCUCGAGCCGACCACCUGCUGCUGGCUGUGCGCCGCUCUGCUGCUGCCACUGGGGGUGGUGCUGCGGGUGCUGGUGCUGGCAAUGCUGCCAUGCAUGCGGCCCUCACAGCACUGCCUGUGCGUCCACUGCAGGCAGCUCAGCUUGCUGCGCUGCGCUCCUCGCUCGCCUCCUGGCAAUCCGCUGCCUCCCGGGCCCUCCACUCCGCCACCUCCUUGCUCUCACCACCCACAGCAGUCACACCACCCACCGCAGCUGCUGCACCAUCCCCCCUAGCCAGCCCAGCUGCAGCGCCCAUCACCACUGAAUCAGUGGCCCCCUCGGUCGACUCAAGCGCCCCUCUGCGUGCAUCAGCAGCACCAUCGUCUGCAGGCCAGGCUUCCCCGGAGCUGCUAGUGCCAGCAGCAGCAGCGAGCGCCAGUGCGGCUGAGCUGUCGUCGCUGCUCACCCAGGAGGCAGCGCUGGGCGUGGCGGUGCCCGAGCUGCCUGCUGUGCGCGCGCUGCUGCAGCGCCUGCACUGGGAGGUCGCCGCCCAUGCCCUGCUGUCUGGCACUGCAGAUAAUGCGGUGCAGAGUGGUGGUGCCGUGCAGGAUGGUGCGGUGCAGAGUGGUGGUGCGGGCACGGAUGGGAGGAGACGAGGCAAGGCGAGCAUGGAGGAGAUGGAAGCACUGGUGGCGGUUUACCCACAGUGCCAUGCGCCCAUGCUGCCACGCACUCAUGCGUCCGCACACCCUCCACCGUCCUCAUUGCCAGUCCCAUCCUCUCCACCCCUAUCCGACGGCCUCGCUGAGCUUGCCGCGUCCACUCGCCCUCAGCCCCCCUCCGCACGCCUCUCCCUGCUGCACUCGGCCCUGGCGGACGCACAGCAGUGGGUGCAGGCGGCGAAUGAGAUGCUGACACGUGGACCUGCUAGCUGUGAGGUGCAGGAGGUGGAGGCGAUGGUGGCACGUGGCAUGGCCCUGCAGGUGUGUGUUGGGGACAAGUGCCACCAGCUCAAUGCUAUCACCGCCUCCCACAGGGAGUGGGUCAGCGAGGUGCAGCAACUGCUCGCUCCACGCCUCCCUGUGCCCACAUCACCACGACCUCUCACCACACUUGCGCGCCUCAAGAGCCUCCAGGUGCGUGGCAGCAGCAGCGUGGUGGCGAGCAGGGAGGCCCAGCAGGUGCAGCGCGCAGUGGCAGCGCUGGACGACUGGCUCGCUGCCUGCUGUGCCGCGCUGCAGGGAGGCACUGGGGGGGGGGAGGGGCCGGCUGAGGGAGGCGAGGGGAUGGAGGGGGAGGGCAAAGUGACACAAGGGGGGAGCAAGGGGCCACAGGGGGAGGGCAAGGGGUGGGUGUGUGAGGAGGAGGUGGUGCAGAAGCUGAAGCACAUACACAGCAGCGUGCAGGCUGCCCUGCAUCGCAUCUCCUCCCUGGCCCGCCGCACCGCUGCCCUCUCACACCUCACGGCGCUGCCAGCACAGGCGUGUGAACCCCCCUCAGCGCCAGCCACUGCUCCUCGUCCACCAGUGCUGGCAGGCACCGCAGAGGGUGCCGCCGUAUCACCCGCCGCUACAGCGCCCACCGCCACGGAGGCUGCUUAUGCAGCGACAGCCGGUGUGGCGUUGGCAGUAGCAGCAGCAGUGCAAGGGGAACGAGGGUCAUGCGGGCCUGCCUCUGCCGCUGCUGCUGCUUGUUCAGCCGGCAGCAAUGGGCAGGCGGUGGUGGGCGGGAAGGAGGGACGAGGUGGCGGGGAGGUGCGGGUUCGUGGAAAGCGCAGCGGUGGGAGGAGAGCCGCUGCUGUUGUGUGUGGUGCUGUGGGGCGAGAGAGUGGUGCAGGGGGCGUGGGGAUGACAGGGGAGAAGAGGGAAGAGAAAGGAGGAGAAACUAGAGGCGAGAGGGAAGGGGAUGCGGGAGCAGUGCGUUUGGAGAAGGGUGAAGAAAAGGAGGAGGAGCAGAGGCUAGUGAAUGGAUAUGGGAUGAAAGGCGAAUACCUGAAGGAUGCACUCACAUGCGACGUGUGCAGCAUGAGCAGCACGAUUGCAAGUCACUUUGCUUACUCGUCACCAUGCCAACUCGUUUUACUUGUUCCGCUCCGUGCUGCUCCCUGCGCUCUCCACUCACCUACCGCCCGCUCCCCUCCUGCCGUGCAGCCUCGUCGCGUGCCCCGCGUAUCGCUGCGGUGCUUGGAGGACCUCCUCUCCCGUGCUCUCUCUCUCCACCCCAGGAUUGCAGCCAUGCACAGCUUGGAGCAGCUCGUCCAAUUAGCAACGCGUUGCUGUCACUUGCUGACAUCAGCGCUCUCCACCACCCUGUCCUUGCCACGUCAUGCUGAACCCGUGCCCCCCGCCGUCCUCAGCUGUCUGCUUCAGGUGGCCUCUUGUCUUCCGCUCCACAUGCCACUUGCCUCGCCGCCAUCACUCUCCUCCACCGCCCCUGCUGCCACACCAGCGGCACCACUUCCAACCGCAGCGCACGCAGCAGGGCAGGCAGCAGAGCAGGCAGCAGAGCCUCUUGCCUCGUGGCUUCUGCAUGUGAAUGCAGUUCUCUCACUGCCUGCACGAAUGCAGCAGCAGCAGCAGAUGCAGGUGCAAGGGGCCCACAAGAAGGAGGUCACUGGCACUGCUGCUGCUGCUGCGGCAGUGUCUGUUGGAGUAGCGGCAGGAGGGCAAGAGGAGGUGCAGCGGUCGGCAGGGCAGAGUGGCAAGGAUGGUGGAGGAGGGGCGGCACUUCACACAGCGGCAGCAGCGCCAGCGGCAGCAGCGCCAGCGGUGGUGGUAGAGGCGGAUUGCUCAGUUGAGGCGGGUGGCACGCUGGCGGCAGUGCAGAGGGCAGUGGCCGCCCACUGCUGGAGGGCUGCCACAUGUAGCACUCUCAUUGGCCGCCCACGACCCCGACCAUCCACCCUGGCACAGCUGGUGCAGACGGGCUCGCACACAGUGGCCGCAACAGAUAUUAUCCUAGGGGAAGCCAGACGGCGACACGUGGCAGCUUCUGGGUGGCUGUCACGCUUUGCCAAGGCACACUCAGCUCAGUCACACUCAUCACAGUCACAGUCGCCUGGGUGUCAGUCCGCCCAGCGCCUGUCACAUCUGCGGGCGCUCAUCAGCCAGGCUGCUGCCGUUCCGGUGGACCUGCGCCCAGAGAUCAAG